UGCUUAGACGCCCGGCACCUUGGCCGUAUUUCGCGGUUUUUUUUCUCCUCUGUGUUGGGGUCUGCAAUCGAGUGAAUUAUUCCGACAAUAGAAACGAUCGGAAAGGUUCAUUUUUCGCGCUCCAGUUCACCUCUAGAACGCUAUGAAUCAACUUGUGGUAAAUUUUCCUGCGCGGGAUGGUUUUUGAAUAUUAUUUAAAUUCGUAGCACAAGUGAAACUUCUUAAGAUCGCGAGUCGACGUUUUAUCUCUCAUAAUUUUAGGAAGUAAACCUCCGUGAUUAAUUCAAGAAUCGUUACUGACAUCCCCGCUUAUCGAUUAUUUUACAACACAGAUUGAUCACUAAACAAAGCUCUCUUUCAUCGUGUCUUUAGCGACAAAUCUAACCCUCGUGAAAUUGUAAACGAAAAAUAAAAUACUCGCUCCGUUAGUAAGCCAACAUGGCACUGUUAAAUAUGUGCAGUAUCGCGUUGUAUUUAACACUUUUAACCACCAUGUGCGUCGAAAACAUAUCAGCGACAUCGGAAACAAUGGAGCGAACGCUUCCGGCUUACGCCAUCGCGCUGAAAGGCAGCUUGCUAAAUUCCAGCUUGUGUCAUGAAGAACUGGAAAUCUUCAGGACAGCCGUUGAUCAACGCAAGCUAUGGGCGCUGAAAAUGCUGGACUCCAGCGGGGCGGCCAAACCAGGUUUCAUUUACGGCAAUAAUUAUUGGCUGGGAAGCAGAAGCCAGUGCGAAGAUGCGUCCAAUACGAAUCCGUUGAUCAUCGCGGACGAGGAACUUCGAAAUAACUCCAAGUACCGCGAUCCGGAACAGGAAUAUCCACCGUUUCCGCUAAACUACUUUGUCACACAUUUCCGCCACAACAGCACUCUUCAGUAUCACGUCAGAUUGCCAAACGAAGAUCUAAUCACGUUGGGACUGUGUCUGCCGGCGUCUUGUUCGUCGAAAGAGUUGAGUCUGAUUUUGAAGAAGAUAUUCCAAGAAAGAACGCUUCUGGCUGGAAAUCUGUACUCUGCCGAUUUCAAGUUGGCGGAAGUCAGAGAUCUCAAUGACGAUCAUCAAUGGCUGGUGGAUGGAAAAAUAAUUCUUGUUGCAAUACUUCUAGUCCUCACUAUUGGAAUGGUAAUUGUCGGAACAACUUACGAUGUUCUCGUCCGUCAAAAGCAGAUUCAGGCCCAAAAAAUAUCUUUGCAUAACAACAACGAGUGCUGCUACGUGAAAAAAACGGCGAACACGACAGAGUCUGCGGUUGUUCUUCCAGAAUUCAAACAGACUACCAUAGCAAAAUUUAUACUGUGCUUUUCGUGUUAUACCAACACAAAGAUCAUACUUGAUACAAAAUUGAGCUCUGAAGCCGUACCUGUGAUUCAUGGUCUUAGAUUUUUGGGAAUGAUGUGGAUUAUCAUGAUACACACGAUUUUUUACAUGGCUGAUUACGUCGAUAAUAAGCCGUGGGCAUGGCGGAAGGCUGAAGGAUUUGCAGUCCAGGUAAUAGGCAACUCAACUUUGUCAGUUGACACGUUCUUCUUCAUGAGUGGAUUUUUAGUCUCUUACUUGUAUUUGAACUCCAACAAAGGCAAGAAAGAGGAUAACAAGUCGGUCGAUUGUGUUGGCAAGGUAAAUGAGUUUGCCCUCACAGUUCUCAGAAGAUUCAUUAGGCUGACUCCAGCAUACAUGAUGGUAUUAGGUUUAUUACAAAUAAAUGCUGGUUGGUACGGAAAGACAUCACAAUUCUACAUGACGGAAAGACCGCAAGAAGUUUGCGACAAGUAUUGGUGGCGAAAUAUCCUGUACAUCAACAAUCUUUUCGGCAGAGAAGCAAUGUGCAUGACAUGGAGCUGGUACUUGUCGAAUGACAUGCAGUUUUUCAUCAUUGCAACGUUCACGUUGAUUUUAUCGUCAGUAUUUUUCUACACGGCAGUUGGCGUGCUGAUAUCUCUUCUGAUUUCCUCCACAGUUUUAACCGGAUACAUUUCAUAUAUUUACGGAUAUGUACCAACAAUGGACGCGCAGUUUAACAUGUUAGAAAUUUUAUAUGAUCCACCUUGGACGAGAAUCGGACCUCACAUAAUCGGAGUUGCGACGGCAUAUAUAUUGAUAAAAUUGAACAAGAAACUGGACGUGAAGAGGAGAAACAUCGUCCUGGGCUGGUGCCUUGGCAGUUCGUGCAACAUUUUAGUCCUCUUUGGUUUGUGGGAGAGACACAUUUCCGUCCUAACGUCAGCCUUUUACGUUGCCCUGAGCAGAACCGUAUGGGCCGUAGGGAUUGCAUGGCUUGUAAUAGCCUGCAGCACGAAUCAUGGCGGAAUCGUCAACAAAAUCCUUUCAUACAAGGGUUUUGUACCGCUGAGCAGGCUGACAUACUGCGCAUAUCUCUUAAAUCCAUUUCUCAUCAAUUCGGUGUAUCUUCAUGCAGAAACGCCGAUACACGUGGAUUUUCUGCCUAUCGCUACGCUGUUCUUCGGGAACUUCGUCAUCACGUACUUCUGUGCUUAUGCAUUGUCAUUGCUGUUUGAAACUCCCAUUGUGCUGUUGAUGAGAAUGCUAACCGCAUUUAUGAAGCAAAAAAGAUGAGACUCCUAUUGCUGUCUUGUUUUAUGUACAUUGUAUAAUUUAAUGUUAAAUAUUAUUAUUUUUACGAAAAUCUGUGAAUUUUUAGUCGGAUGCUGGAUU
Neodiprion virginianus is the source of this 2673-nucleotide messenger RNA. Its product is annotated as nose resistant to fluoxetine protein 6-like. Bases 439 to 2574 code for a protein of 711 amino acids. Gene Ontology annotation, molecular function: acyltransferase activity, transferring groups other than amino-acyl groups. The transcript is spliced from 13 exons. Lineage: Eukaryota; Metazoa; Arthropoda; Insecta; Hymenoptera; Diprionidae. The record is from RefSeq and is a predicted model, not a curated record.